Molecule: messenger RNA, 2027 nt
Organism: Nematostella vectensis (starlet sea anemone)
Lineage: Eukaryota; Metazoa; Cnidaria; Anthozoa; Actiniaria; Edwardsiidae
Product: protein BTN1-like
Exons: 5
Coding region: 267-1607 (446 amino acids)
Biological process (GO): regulation of intracellular pH
Cellular component (GO): membrane; vacuole
Source: RefSeq, a predicted model, not a curated record
CAACGAAAAUGUAACGACCAAUAGAAAUGGCAGAACGCUGUGUGAUCCUUUAUUUGUCCUCAAAAUGUGAUUUACAUAUGAUCUUGAGGAGUGCAGCUGUUCUGGUAUGAAACACAACUGACAUCUCAUUUGAAUAAGAGAGUGAAGUCUCCCUGGCGUGAACGGCGAGGAUUCACGUUAAGGUUUAUUUAGAUACCUCUAAGAGGCCUUAAUAAUGUAAGGUUUCGAACCCAGGUAUUCCGUAUACAACAUUCAAUUGAAAUAUAAUGGUUAGUAAACCAAAAGAUUCUUCUUCUGAAGAGAAACUGUUAUCAACGGCGAGGGAAAUUGACGGCGCGGAAGAACUGGAUGAAAAUGAGCGACCGGAGGAGCGGAAAAGAACUAUUCUCGCAUUUUUUAUGUUUGGGUUACUCAUCUACGCAACGUACUCUCUGAUUAUCGCCGGAGCACAAGAUAUUCUACAGGGGACUCUGGUUCCAACAUCGGCCGUUCUGGUAGCGAAUAUCGGGCCUUACUUCCUCGUCACUCUCGUAGCACCGUACUUCAUACAGAAAGUACCGUACUUUCCUCGCGUCUUGGCAAUAUUCACGCUUGAAGUUGCUGGCUUGAUCAUGGUUGUCGUAGGCAAACAUGUGGCUAUAAAGCUGUUCGGAGUGUCUCUUUCGUCAAUCGGGUUCGGCCUAGGAGAGCUUUCCUUUAUUGCUAUGACUUCGCAUUAUCAUGAAGUGGCGGUGAGAGCGUUUUCGGCGGGAACCGGAGCAGGGAUUUCACUCGCCCCUUUGUACUAUACAGCCAUGACAACGUGGGCGUGUAUCCCUCCCAACACGGCCAUCUCCAUCAUGGCGGUCUGCAUGGUCCUUAUCCUCGCAUUCUACGGCAUCAUGGACCGGCGACACUCAGACGAACCCCCCUCCCCUGGUGAUAGCUUUAUGACGGUGCCUUACGCCCCCCUGGGGGACGACUCCAAUGAUGAAAAAUCCGGUGGGGCCAUGACAUGGAAAGACAAGGCCUACGCUGUGCGUGGUAUAUUACCCAUAAUGCUCUCUGUCAUCUUCGCGUGGAUCGCCGAGUACCUGAUCAUUCAAGCCGUCAUCACUACCAUAGCAUUCACCAAUGCACCCUUCCCCCCACGGGACCACUAUCAGUACUACAUCUUCGUGUUCCUUGGAGGCGAGCUUUUUGGCAGGUCAUACCUCGUGCUGAUGUCGUUCUGGAAACCUCAGUGGAUCCCGCGCCUCAUCAUUCGCCGGCUGUGGAUCCUCGCUCUCGUGGAGAUUGCACACUUAGUGUUCUUCGCCUUCGCCGCGUGGUACCGCUUUCUGCCCUCUGUCGCCAUUCCCCUCAUUCUAGCAUUCACCGCUGGCGUCAUUAUCGGCGUGAUGUAUGUAAACAUGCUGGCAGUGUACACGGAAGAGUCGGACCCAGUCCAGCGCGAGUUUGUCCUUGGCUACGCCUCGGCAGCAACUGGCUGUGGUGCCCUAACCGCGGGGCUCCUGGGCCUAGCGAUAGAACCAUGGUUACGUCAUCACUGUCUCCAGGUCUCCGCGUCCAGUGAUUACUGCUUUACACGUGCUAUCGACGGAGUCUGCUUCAAAAAAAACCUUUGAUCACGUGAUCAAUGACCACGUGAUAUGUCAUUCGUGCCAUGAUUGGCUCAUACUUAAAUACGAAUGAUUCAUCAUAAAGUGUUCACAAUUGUGAACCAAGCAUAUGAACAAUCUGAUAAUAGUGUGAUAAUCAAAAGCCUUGUCUUCAGGGUCCCUCGGUCAAUUCAAAAUGAAAGAGCCUGGGAAAUGCAGGAAAUUAACGAGAAACGAGUAUCAAUUUUAUGAUAAGAUAGCCUUGCUUAAACCAGUAAGAGAAUUAAAAAAGAGGUGGACUCUGGGUUUUUAGAGAAUAUAUAUAACAUAUUUAUGGGGAAUAUGUGAAAGCUCUUAUAAAGGGCUAUUUAUUGAAAAUGGGAGCUAUCACAGGGAGUAAAAAUGUCUUUAUUUUAUUUCAAGAAUAAAAAAGUUAUUUUCUGUUUA